AUGAACGACAGUGACGCGACGAGCGGGCUGACAGACGACGCGGCGGGCCCGGCGUCCUCGGCCUCGCCGUCACCCUCUCCCCCGCCAUCCCUACUCGAGCCGACGCCACCGCCAGGCAACCGCCGCCUCUCCCUCGUCCGCGGGCAGCCCGUGAUCCGGCGGCGCUCGCGCUCCGUCCUCGACGGCGAGUCGGCCGACUCGCACCACCACAGGCGGAUGCAGUCUGCCCCCGUGUUCCUCGACAAGGCAGCAGACCACGACGACAACAGCGACAAGGGCAAGCGGCGCGCAAGCAGCAUCAUGUCGGCCCUGCCGCCGCCGUACGACGUCCUCCCACCCUACUCUGGUCCCGGGCGCACAGACGACAAGAAGCUGAGGGAGAAGCCUGCGCCGGCGCUCGACCUCCUCGCCUUCCCACAAAUCACGGCGCUCGUGCUCGCCUACGCCCGGGGGGAAACGUACGCCCCCCUCCGGGCGACAUGCAAGGCGCUGCACGCGCGCGUGAAUGCCAUGAUGUACGCGCACGUCGAGGUGAAGAUCGCGCGCGUCGACCCCUCCCCGCCGCCGUCGCGCACGCCCGCGCCCCCACUGUCGAGGUUACAGGCCAUCGUGCGCACCAUCCAGGCCACGUCGUCGUUCCUCGGCGUCACGAGCAGCAACCUCCCGUUCAUCCCCGAGGCGUCCGAGGGCGCGACCACGACCCCGACCCCGACACCGGAGGAACCAGUACGCGAGCCGUACUUCGCCGUGUCGAUCGUCGCCCCGAGGCUGGGCCGCGCGUCCGGCCUGCGCCCGGGCUCCCGCAUCCCCGGCCUGCGGUGGGACAUGGGCGCGACGGCCGCGCACGCGGCGUGCGUCAAGCGCCUGCGCGCGCAUACCCGUGUCGUAGACGACGGGGGCAGCGUGAGCGAGUAUCUCGACGACCUGCGGCGCGACGAGGCGGCGAUGCUGCGGUUGGCCUUUGGCUCGGCGCGCAUCGUGCGCAACUCGGCGGGCGUGAGCGUGCUCUCUGCGCCGACGCACGUCCUCUUCCGCACCCUCAACGACGGGGUGUAUCUCCACCGCCAUGUGCCCGACCGCGCCUCGCGCGUGGUGGUGCACAUCGACGUGCUGGCCGACAGCGUGGCGGGACUCAACGGCGCCGUGGGAGAGAUCAUGCUCCCCGGCCCGCGAAGUGCCGGCCAGGGCCAGCGCGAGGUCUACGCCGUGUUCACGCAGACCAUGCUCGGGAUCAGCCCACACACCGGCCCGCCAGGCAUGCUCCGCGAGACAAUCAAGGACGCAAUCCACCACCUCGGCGCCGGGCUGCGCUACACCCUCGUCGGGCUGGCCGACCUCGACCCCGGACUGCUUGGCAUGUCGUGGUCGCGCAGCCACUCGACAGACGAGCGCCACGACAUCAUCCGUGACGGCAUAGUCGAGUACGCGCUGCGCGUCGCCCCGUACUCCCGCCUCUCCGAGUACUACCGCGUCGGUGAUGUCACGCGCGAGCAGAUCCUCGCGUUGUUCAACCUCGCGACGCGCGAGCAGUUCCGCGCCGAGGUCGGCAACGAGCUGUACUCGCUCUCGACACUGUAG
Messenger RNA from Vanrija pseudolonga, 1578 nucleotides. RefSeq lists its product as uncharacterized. The transcript has a single exon. The record is from RefSeq and is a predicted model, not a curated record. Lineage: Eukaryota; Fungi; Basidiomycota; Tremellomycetes; Trichosporonales; Trichosporonaceae. Bases 1 to 1578 code for a protein of 525 amino acids.